AUGCAAGAUUGUAGACCAAGUGAUACCCCUGUUGCUAAAGGAGACAAAUUCGGUCUUAGUCAGUGCCCUAAAAGUAACAUUGAAAUUCAAGAAAUGCAAAAUAUUCCUUAUGCAUCAAAUGUUGGGAGUCUAAUGUAUUGUCAAGUAUGUACGCGUCCAGAUAUUGAGUACAUUGUUGGGAUGUUAGACAGAUAUUUAAGCAACUCUGGUAUGGACCAUUGGAUAGCAAUCAAGAGGGUUAUGAGGUAUCUUCAGAGAACAAAAGAUUACAUGCUCACAUACAGGAAAUCAGAUCAUUUGGAGGUCGUAGGGUAUUCAGAUUCUGAUUUUGCUGGAUGCCAAGAUAGCAGAAAGUCUACAUCAGGCUAUAUUUACCUCUUAGCUAGAGGAGCUAUAUCCUGGAAAAGUGUCAAAAAGAUACUUGUAGCUUCUUCCACCAUGGCAGUAGAAUUUGUAGCAUGCUAUGAGGCAUCAAAUCAUGGAAUAUGGCUGUGA
This is a messenger RNA of Humulus lupulus (European hop), 495 nucleotides long. Its product is annotated as secreted RxLR effector protein 161-like. Lineage: Eukaryota; Viridiplantae; Streptophyta; Magnoliopsida; Rosales; Cannabaceae. The record is from RefSeq and is a predicted model, not a curated record. The transcript has a single exon. Bases 1 to 495 code for a protein of 164 amino acids.